AUGCAUCAUUCUGCCUACUUCGUCUCGGUGCUGGCCACCAUCACCAGUCUUGCGCGGGCGCAGACUGUCUCUGGAACUCCAGAAGGCUUCGCUGCUGGCACGACCGGCGGGGCUGCGGGCUCGACGGUCACUCCCAGCUCUACGGAUGAGCUCGUCUCGUACCUUACGUCGUCUGACCCAUUGACGAUUGUGCUUUCCACCACCUUCGACUUCACCGGCACCGAGGGCACCACCAGCGAGACCGGUUGCGCCCCGUGGGGUACCGGCAGCGGAUGCCAGCUUGCCAUCAACGCGAACGACUGGUGCACCAACUACGAGUCUGAUGCGCCUUCCGUUUCUGUCAGCUAUGACAACGCCGGCACCACGCCAAUUGACGUUGCAUCGGACAAGACUGUGAUCGGCGUGGGAAGCAGCGGUGUCAUCAAGGGCAAGGGCUUGAGGCUUGCCAAUGGUGUCAGCAACAUCAUCAUCCAGAACAUCGCCAUCACUGAGUUGAACCCGCAAUACGUGUGGGGUGGAGACGCCAUCACGCUGGACGGCAGCUCGAACAUCUGGAUUGACCAUGUCCACACCUCUCUGAUCGGCCGCCAACACAUCGUCAGUGGCUACAACGCCAACACUGCCGUCACCAUCAGCAACUGCGAGAUCGACGGUGUGACGGACUGGUCGGCGAGCUGCGACGGACACCACUACUGGGCCCUCUACUUCACCGGCGAAGGCGAUCAGAUCACCUUUAAAGGAAACUACGUCCACCAUACCUCCGGUCGCUCGCCUAAGAUUGACGAGGGUUCUUUCGUGCAUCUCCCAAACAACUACUGGUAUGCAAAUUCCGGUCACGCAUUCGAAGGCGCCGAUGGCUACGCUCUGGUGGAGGGCAGUGUGUUCCAGGAUGUCGUCGAGCCGGAGAACGGUUGGGCGGGUGCCAUGUUUGCUCCCACCAGUGAUUCGAGCAGUUGCGCGAGUGCUCUCGGACGUGACUGCCCGGCCAACAUCUUUGGGAACUCUGGCAGCCUGAGCGAGAGCGACACCAGCGUGUUGGAUCAGUUUGGGAGCUUGGAGGUUGCGGAUGCGCUUGAUGCUGCGAGUGCGCAGUCUAGUGUGCCGGACAAUGCUGGUGUGGGCAAGAUCUGA
Molecule: messenger RNA, 1131 nt
Organism: Saxophila tyrrhenica
Lineage: Eukaryota; Fungi; Ascomycota; Dothideomycetes; Mycosphaerellales; Extremaceae
Exons: 2
Coding region: 1-1131 (376 amino acids)
Molecular function (GO): pectate lyase activity
Source: RefSeq, a predicted model, not a curated record